This is a messenger RNA of Acipenser ruthenus (sterlet), 3597 nucleotides long. Its product is annotated as transcription factor SOX-8-like. The record is from RefSeq and is a predicted model, not a curated record. Gene Ontology annotation, cellular component: nucleus. The coding region runs from base 920 to 2305 and encodes 461 amino acids. NCBI's taxonomy places the organism in Eukaryota, Metazoa, Chordata, Actinopteri, Acipenseriformes, Acipenseridae. Gene Ontology annotation, biological process: neural crest cell development; morphogenesis of an epithelium; negative regulation of transcription by RNA polymerase II. The transcript is spliced from 3 exons. Gene Ontology annotation, molecular function: DNA-binding transcription factor activity, RNA polymerase II-specific; RNA polymerase II cis-regulatory region sequence-specific DNA binding.
CUGCUUCACUUCUCUCCCGAUCAUUGUUUCUAGUACUGUAUAUUGCCACGUCUGUCUGCUUCAAGCUGACUAUCAAAAAGAUAAGAUUAUCUCCAGCCUUUAUGCCCAGUUCUAGGUCCAGUGCUGUAGCAACUGAUGAGGAAAUACAUCUUAACCGGUCUCCUAUCUCUGCCUUUCGUAAAAUGAUAGAAUUGAAACAACAUUAAUUGCAUUUUAAUCACCACUGACGAUUAAUCAAUUGAUGUAUGUAUCAAUAGAAAUAGAUUGGAUAUAUUAGAAUAGGCUACUUAAAGGGCGAUUAAAGUAGAUGUAAAAUAUAACAUGUAAUUUAUCAUUAACCCAUUGGCUACUCAGCAAGUAAACCCGUAACCAUUUUUGCAAACAAGAGCAUUUCAAUGAGUUUAAUUCAGUCUCCAGUGAAUCGGUAUUCAGAAUCUAUUGCUGAAAAAAAUAAACCAUGAACAUCAUUUGGGCUACUUGAGAGAAUCUCCGCCCACAAAAUGUUAGGACCAAUGACAUUCAAUAGAUGUGCUUGACCAAUUAGAGUGGGUGGAGCGAAGCAAGAGCACCCUUAAAGAAAGUUGCUCAAGCUCGUACUCGUCACCAGCAGUACAGCACAGAACAGGGAUCUAUCUAUAUUGAACUGUUUCACAUUGGUGCUAAAACGCCUGGAGCCGACAAAAUAUAACCAAGUUUAUAACUUACUGGAAUCGAGAUUAUUUUGAUUUUAAGAAUACUACCAUUAGUUUGCAGAAACAAUCAAGGGACGUUUUUUUCAUUUUUGCCCGAGUUUUAUUUUUCUUUGGUAAAUAUGCAUAUAAUCAAUCUGUAGUAAUCAUUAAUUUUCCGUUUUUAGUGCUGAAGUGAUAGUGAUCUUAUAACUUUUCUGUUUACACCUGUUCGGGUUUUUCUUCACCAAAUGCUCAACAUGACCGAGGAUCAGGACAAAGCUCUCCCAGAUCCACCUUGCAGCCCCACGGGGACCAUUAGUUCCCUGUCCCAGGAAGAUUCGGAUUCCGACGCCCCGUCUUCGCCAACAGGAUCUGACGGGCACGGACCCCAGAGACUCCUUGGGAUCGGGAAAAAACUGGACAGCGAUGAAGACGACCGCUUCCCAGCCUGCAUCCGAGACGCGGUAUCCCAAGUCCUCAAAGGCUACGACUGGUCCCUUGUGCCAAUGCCAGUCCGUGGAAACGGAUCCCUGAAAAACAAACCUCAUGUCAAGAGACCGAUGAAUGCCUUCAUGGUGUGGGCACAAGCUGCCCGGAGGAAGCUGGCAGACCAGUACCCGCAUCUGCACAACGCAGAGCUCAGCAAGACUCUCGGGAAACUGUGGCGUUUAUUAAGCGAGAGUGAGAAGCGCCCCUUUGUGGAAGAAGCAGAGAGGCUGAGGGUCCAGCACAAGAAAGAUCACCCCGAUUAUAAAUAUCAACCUCGGAGGAGAAAGAGUGUGAAGGCUGGGCAGAGUGACUCCGAUUCGGGAGCAGAACUGAGCCACCACCCAGCCGGGCAGCUGUACAAGGCAGAGCCCGGGAUGGGGGGCUUGGGAGACAGGCUUCAUCACUCUGAACAUGCAGGUCAAACCCACAGCCCACCUACUCCACCCACCACUCCUAAAACAGACCUUCACCAUGGAAACAAACACGAUCUGAAGCAUGAGGGCCGACGCCUUGUCGAAAAUGGCCGCCAGAACAUCGACUUUAGCAACGUGGACAUCUCGGAGCUCAGCAGUGACGUCAUCAGCAACAUGGAGGCCUUUGACGUUCACGAGUUUGACCAGUACUUGCCACUGAACGGCCACGCAGCCCUGCCUUCAGACCAGGGCCAUGGGCAGAGCUCCUCCGCAGGGGCCUACAGUGCCUCCUACACCCACUCCAGUGGAAGUGGGGGGCCAGCUCAGGUUUGGAGCCACAAAAGCACCACGUCAUCUUCCUCAAGCAACGAGGCCGGCCAGCAGAGGCCACACAUCAAAACUGAACAGCUAAGCCCAAGCCACUACAGUGAGCUGUCCCACAGCUCUCCCACCCAUUCUGAGUACAGCUCUUACAGUGCCCAAGCCUGUGCGACAACAGCUACAACAGCUUCGUCUUUCUCCAGCUCUCAGUGUGACUACACAGACCUGCAAAGCUCCAAUUACUACAACCCCUAUUCCGGGUACCCCUCUAGUCUUUACCAGUACCCAUAUUUCCAUUCCUCUCGUCGGCCAUAUGCAACGCCUAUCCUCAACAGCUUGUCCAUUCCACCAGCUCACAGCCCUACAACCAACUGGGACCAGCCAGUUUACACAACUCUCAGCCGGCCCUAGAGAGACACUUCUUUACUUAAGUCUUAAGUUUUCCACAGCUAUAUGCACUAAUGAAGGAACUGUGCCAAUUUCUUAAGUGCCUGCUGAUUACAGAAGGACACCUGCAAAUGGUGAAUUAAAACCCCAUGAUCCUUAAAGAUUUUUUUGAAGGACAAACGUAUCAGUCCUCUGUGAGGACUUAGCAAAAAUAUUAAACAAAAGAAAAAUAUAUAUGAGUUGAGCGUUUUGAAUGAGACUUUUUUUAUAGGGUUAAGUGCUCUGGAGAGAGGCACACUUUUGUUACUGGGACCAAUAUGCACCUGAUUUAACCAGAAUUCCUGUAAAAAGCACAACACCUACAAUGGAGACCAACCUAUUUAAUUUGUCAUGACAGUUCUUUGAAACAAGGGUUGACUAUAAAUGCUAUUUUCUGAAGCUGAGGAGAUUUAUUUUUGGAGUUUGUUAAAUAUGUAUUGUUUCUCUCAAGUAAUAAGAGUAAGAAGUAGAGAUCUGAACUCAAAAUGUCAUUUAAUAGUGGAGAAUUUUCUGUAAACUGUAAACGUAUUUUUUUGAACGACUUUACAGUGAUUUAACUUCGUAGCGGCUGAUAAAAGUUAUAGCGUGCACAUUCCUUCAAGAUAAUUCAAAUAAAGAAACUUCCAGAUGUUGAGCACAAUUUGGACACAUUGAAAAGUAUUUAUUUGGAAACAAGUGGAUAUAGAAAGGUUAAAUCAAAUCGCUGUUUCAACGUUGGUGCAAGCAGGGACCAGGUAGUGUUUAUGAAACUGUGAAACUAAAACUCUCCACUAAGUUGUUAGACACUUUGCGCUGUAUUCAGGCAGCAUUAGCAUGCUGGUUAUCAUAUAGGACAUCAGCGCAUUUUAAGGCAUGCUAAUGUUUUAUGACUACAAGCCUUCGUUUUAGACUAAUAUAUGUAGGUGUUAUAUUUCUACUGUUACUAUUGUAUGCUGAGCAUAUAAUAACAUCUUACUCAUGCAAUGCUAGCUUGUGCCUUCAGCCUCUUAUUACGCAAGCCUAAAAUCGUUUUUAGAAGAUGUCUUUUUUGUUACUUUUUCUACUUUCUAUUUUUCCUAAAGUUAUUUUUGCAGAUGUCUUUCUUUGUUUUUUAUACAAAGGAUGCCAGAAACGUGUUUUUAUGCAAUCUAUUUUUCUGUAUAAAGUUUGAACGAAAUCAGCUGUAACUUUACCAGUCUGUGUUUUUACUAGAUAAUUCUCACCAUGGACAGCUAACUUUUGUGCAGCCAAUUUUAUGAAAAAAUGUUUUAAAAAAAAUAAAAAAUGGGAAAAAACUA